Molecule: messenger RNA, 1446 nt
Organism: Lodderomyces oxycetoniae
Lineage: Eukaryota; Fungi; Ascomycota; Pichiomycetes; Serinales; Debaryomycetaceae
Exons: 1
Coding region: 1-1446 (481 amino acids)
Source: RefSeq, a predicted model, not a curated record
AUGACAAGUGAUGAGUCUGAUAUGACGCAAACGAGCCAUGAGGGCAAGAGCUUGAGUAGGGUAACUUCACCUGAGUCAAAGCAGCUGAGUAAACGAGAGCUUUUAUUAGAAGAUGACUUUUUCUCCUUGAGUGGCUCUUUUGAAAAAAGGAAGAAGAAGAAGCAUAAGCAUAAGCAUCAUGAUGGAGCAAUAGCGGCAACGGCAAUUGGUAAGGAUGUGGCAACCGCAAAUGGCAAGGAUGCGUCACCGGCAAUUGGCAAGGAUGUGGCAACGGCAAUUGGCAAGGAUGCGGCAACGGCAAUUGGCAAGGAUGUGUCACCGGUUACUACCUCGCAAGAGGAUUUCAAAAGUGCCAUGUCGAGCUUUAACGAUGCACCUUUGCAAACACUGACUUUAGACGAGCCACCAACCAGCCAAGGACCAAUUUUGGAGGAGUCAUCAGAUACAGGUCCAGCAUUGAAGGAGCUGUCACAAGUGCUACUUAUCGAUAAGCAAAAGAUCCUCAAAGAAAUAGCGCUCAAAAUAAAAGCAGCUGAAGAAAACAAUCAUCUCGGCCAUCCAGCAUUGGAUGACUCGGACGAAGACGAUUACAAGCCCAAGGAGCAAAACAUACAAAUACAAAACAAGCCUUUUAGUACAAAUUCUUACACGUUUGAUAUUGCCAAUGAAAAGAAAAGAAAAUACAUAAUACGGGUAUCGUCGAAACUUCCUGUACUUAAUAAUUCUCCUGUUCAAGUCGAUCUAGGCUGUAAAGGAACAAAAUCUUUUGGUAAGAUCCUAAAUGCAGCUUUGGAUUUUUUCAAAAAGACGUAUGCAAACCAACUAUCUCCGGUUUUGCUCGAUAGGUAUGAUGCUACGAAGAGCGCGUUGGUAUGGGUCGAAGGAAGAACUGUGAUACAUCUGUUCUUUACGCCAAGAACAUUACGAAUACCGCUACCGGGAGGCAUGUUCAACCCCUUAUUGGAUAAGGUCGAAAACAUAACACCAACCUUGUUGCACGUUUUUCUAAUACCUAAAGACAAUGCCAGCAAUUUUCUAAAUGUUUACCCAGAGUUCAUGACCCACAGUGUGGAACCUGUAGCUAAUGAGCUCACUGAAACACAAGUUGAAGAGGCUGAGGCUGAUGCCGAAAAUAUAAGUAGUGAGGAUGAAGAUAUUUCUGAAAUGGCCAUACCACUUCCCGAAACAAUCUCAAUCGACGAUAAUGAUAAUGUGUUUGCAGUGGGUCUAAAGGGGAAGGACAAUAAACGAAUAAUGUGUAAUGUUACACCAGAGACAAAAUUGAAAAACUUGCUUUUGUUUUAUUUGAAAACUAAAGGUAUCGACGCAGCAAGUAUAGACAUGUCGCAUGCUAAGUUGAUUUUUGACGAUGAGGAAAUGAAUUUGGAUGAUACAGUUGGAAACACAGAACUAGAGGAGGAUUUUGAGAUACAAAUAGUACUAUAA